AGCGCGCGGAUGCUUUUACGUGAACGUGCGGCCGUGCGCCAGUUUUGGUCCAGUUGACGGGCGGUAUAAUCACGUGCCCGAGAUUCUCGUGGGUAGUGAUUCCGGGGUUUUACGACAGCCGAGAAAUAUUAAUCUCGUCCAACCGAACCAAACAAAAAAAGAAAGAAAGAUAUUUUCAAACUACCAAACCUCCAACAGCUUACAUCUUUAAAUAUUCACACCAGCGUGGACGGCCCUCAUAUAUGUGUGUGUGUGUGUGUAUGUGCAUAAAUCGGGACGAAGAUGUGAAGUGUGAGCCGCGAAAGAACGGAGACGGAGAAGAAACGCGUGAAGCCAAGUGAAAAGUGUAUUUCCCGUGCAAUCAACAUUUUAAUGUCCACUCCAAAAAACCAAUGCACACCAAUGAGACUGCAGGGAAGCGGCACCCCGGCGGGAAGGGUAUGCAUUUGUUUCGGUGCAUUACGCGGAUGAAUAAAGCGCGCGCUAGCCACAGUUCACGCAUCGGCGAGCAGUGCUGAAAGUGGCGCCUGGGCACGGGUGGCACGGAGUUGAGUGAGUUGGUUCGAGAAAGUUACGCCACGAUGGAGCAUGCCGAAGCGCGCUGUAGAUGCAGCUGAGGCACUCUGAAUUGUACUGGUGCUGGUAAACCUCCUUUUAGCGAUCGCGAUACGAUGUGCACGGAUCGGUAAGGACGCUUAGGUGAAGUGUUUCGCCCGCAACAAUGGGCGCUGGUGCAUUUGCAAUAAGUACGUGCAGCAAGUGAGUGAGUGAGUGAAUGAACGAGCGUUUGGUGCAAACGUGAAGCACGGUUUAAUGCUAACCAAAGUGGUAGUGACUCAUCAUCAUCCCUUCCUUGUGUGGUGGUGCUAGUGAGAAGUUUUUAAGAGUGCGAAAUAAAAUCAAACAAAACGCCCGAAAGCAGGGAGAACAGAAGGAUUCAGAGGGAUUAAGAAGGACCGUUUUGAGCGUUGCGCAUUAGCGUGGUGUGUGUUUGUGUGUCUAUGUGUGGAAGCUAGCAGUGGUAGCGGUCCUAAGAAACAGUGAGUGAGAACGUAAAAAAAACAAAAACACCGAACAAACCGAAUGCAGCAGUAAGCAGCAGCAGCAGUAGCAAUUGAGCGCCGCCGCGAUGGGAUACAUAAAUCUACUAGAACUAAAGCUUUUGUUAAAUAUAUCAUUAGUCGUGCUGCUGGUAAACGGACAUGGCACUCAGACGGAGGCACAGCCGGAGUUUCUGGCACCGCUGGACAAUCUUACGGUGACGCAAGGCCGUGACGUUUCGUUCACUUGCGUCGUCAACAAUCUCGGCCAAUACAGGGUUGCGUGGAUAAAGUCCGACUCGAAGGCGAUACUUGCCAUCCACACGCACAUGGUCGCCUUGAACCCGCGCUUAUCCGUCACCCACAACGGGCACAACACGUGGAAGCUGCACAUCUCGCACGUGCAGCUCAACGACUCCGGCAGCUACAUGUGCCAGGUGAACACGGAUCCGAUGCGACAUCAGUCGGGCAACCUGGACGUGGUCGUGCCGCCGGACAUACUGAACGAGAACGAGCCCAACACGCUCGAGGGCGGCGUAGCGAACGAAGGUGGCAACGUGCAGCUGGUCUGCCAGGCGACGGGCGUACCGGAGCCGGCCGUACAGUGGAGGCGCGAGAAUGGAAAGGACAUCGUCGUACGGACGGAGGGCCGCGAAAAACAAGUCGUAAAAUUCGUCGAGGGCGAACGGCUCGUCCUGAAUCAGGUGCAGCGGACCGACAUGGGCGGAUAUCUGUGCAUCGCGUCGAACGGUGUACCACCCUCCGUCAGCAAACGGUUCGAUGUGCAAGUUAACUUUCCGCCAAAUGUGAAAGCAGGAAACCAGCUUGUAGCCGCACCGGUUGAAAGUCAUGUGCUGCUGCAAUGUAUCGUGGAAGCAUUCCCGACCCCACUGAACGGUUGGCACAAACAUGAUGGCAUGAAGCUUUACGAGGGUGAAAAGUACACCAUCAGCGAGGAAAAGCUCAACGCCUACACCUGGCAGCUGAACCUGACCGUGAAAAACCUGCACAAGGGUGACUUUGGGCCGUACAUUUGCUCAAGCAUCAACGCGCUCGGAAAGUCGGACGCGAGGAUACGUUUGCAAGAGCUACACCUACCACCAAAACCGACAACAACGCCAACGCCCUACGUACCGUCGACAGUGAAGCAACCGCGCCGAAAGCAACACUACGGCACGCACGGCAAGGGACAUGAGGCGGGCAAGGGCGCGAACACCUUCAACCGUGACACCUACAUCAUCAACCACAUCCAGGAGAACGACUAUCUCGGCAGCCUGAUAGUGCAUGAAGGUAACGGCCACGGACUGGUGGGCAUGAACGGCGCCACCAUGGGCACGGGCAAUGGGCUGGGCGGCCCGGGCGGCACGAACGGCGGCGGGCUGGAGAAGCCACGCAACACGCAAAUGCCGGCCCCGAUCCCGUCGCGCCAACCGCACUGGAUACUGAACAACAAAUCCCGCGCGAUGGACAUCUUCAGCCACCGGCGCACGGUCGCGUUCGUUAGCUGUUGUUUGCUAAUGAUUUAUAGUCUGUUGAUGUUGCUGACGUUUACAUGAAGCUGUGCCGUGGCAGCGCCCGCAAUGGUGGCACUUCCCGCCGAAGCCACCGCAGAUCACAGGACGGCACAGCGUGUACAUUGCCGAUAAGUAGUAUGGACGAAAUUAGCCACAGCAGCAGCAGCAGCGUUCGAGUACUCCUCAUCAAUCCCAUUUACGCCCGGCAGGGCCGUACCAUCCGCCAAACAAUAUGCAUAACAACACUUGCGCACCGCAAAGUGAGAGUUUGUACAACCGGACGUGACAGCAGCCGUGGCGGGGUGAGUGGUGAGCGGUGAACGAUGAUGGAGAUUUGAUGCAUUUCGAUGGUUCCGCAUCACCAGUUUGCGGUCAAAGUUGUGUGUGGGUGUGUGGUUGUGUGUUUAUGUGCGAAUGUGUGUGCGAGUGUGCAAGUUAGCGUGUGUGGGUGAUUAGCGUAAAUUAAAACAGCUGUUAAAUAAACUACUUAUAAUCAGUCACACACAACAGAGGCAUGGAAGCAGCAUCGACAAUGGGAGGAGGCCGUCUAACGUCCUGCCCAGAGCGGUAUGUAUGAGCGUAUCAAGCAAGUGUGUAUGGGCGUGUGUGCGUGUAAUACUAUUAACUACCGGAACAGGGAAACCGAGGCGUUGAAAAUUAAACUGCCCCACUGUGCGGACAGAAAGUGUAUUCAGUUCGAGGGAGAUCAUUUGUUACAAUUAUAAGUGCACUUUGUAAUAAAGAAAAGAGGAAACAUAACUAAUGAAACAAAACAGGAGAACAUAUAAAGCAGGAAGCUUCCAAUGAAAGAACAGUGGGUGUUGGAAGUGAAGCGUAAAGAAUUAUCAAAGUUAGUGAAUGGUGUAACAAAGAUUUAUAAAACAAAACAGUGUCAAAAUGAGUAGUUAAACCAUGCAUAAGAGAGCUUGUACAAAACAUAAUGGAGAGAAGAGAGAGAGAGAAAGGGUAAAAUCUAAACAUCCACUCCAUGUUACUUACUGUGUAUAUAGUGUUAACUGGAAGAGUUGUUGUUGAUUAUCAUUUGAACUAUUGAAUUUCCUUUUUUAUUCAUUGUUUUGUUUGUUAGUACCAAUAUAAGUUUCAAGUGAUGUUGUGAUUUGGUUAUUAUUAAAUUAAUAAUUAUUUAUAUCUGCCUAAUCAAAUCACGAGCAACUAAAUCGGUUAAUUUGACUGUUUUUUAUGUUUGUUACUAUUUGUUUCUCUAUUUAAUUCCACUUUUAUUAUGUUUGCCUUCAUAUUUGUUUUUUUACCUAAUUUAUUAAACGUUUUUAUUGUUUCAUUUAUUCAUUUUCAUCUGUUUUUUUUUAAGUUAAUUUUAAAACUACUACAAAUUGAUAACGUAUUUGUUAGUUUUUUAAGCGAUUCUUUAGUACACACACCACAAACCCCAUUCAGGCACCAUAUUGAUCAUCUUAAGGCUUCUUAAUUUAUAACACAUCCUCCAAACAUCCUAUUUCCCAUAAUUUAUAUUCAAAAGCCAAUAAAUUCCACCCUGUCAUGUUCGUUUUUCGCAUCACAAACGCUACCUUUGGGCUAAGGUAACACGAGUCGAACAGCCAGCAAAGCGUGUAACGAAAACCCCAUCCCCGUGGUGGUUUCGAUAAUGAAGAUCAACCCUUCGCAGUGUCCACUGCACGCAUUGGAAGGACGUUGAACCGGCUCGUGUGGAGCUAUUUGAUCCCGUAAAACCCUCCUGCCCAUAUAGCUUCGCAGCCGCUUAGCCGACCUCCAACAGCACGGUGGUGCACAAUAAUGGUUGGGAUCUUAAUUUUCCCGCCUGUCGCGUAGCGUGUGGUUUACCGUAUAAUUUUAAUUAAUGUUUAUGCAUCAGCUUUCGCCUGUAAGCCUUUGCAGGCAGCGUGAAGAGCAUGUGUACGUGGGACUUUUGUUUUUCGCGCAGCGAAACUGAUACCACGCUCGGUCGAUAAUUGAGAUGUACACAUGUUUGGUUGAAUAAAUGUUGGUUUAAACAAUGUUGUGGCUGAUUUUAAAUGUGUUACUAAAAGUAUUUGCCUGAUUUUGAUGAAUUCAUAAUAAUACACUCAAAACUACAAAUAAAAUUGAGUCCCUCAACAAAUCUUCAGAAAUUUCUUCUGCGAUUGAUCGUAUCCCUAUCAUGCCAACAGAACGCAGCAUGAAAUUCUGCAUACGUUCUCGCUUUAAAAUCGCACAUCCAUACCAGAACGCCCAUUUUACGACCGACACGCGUCAGGUUGUCAAAUAAUUUGGGAAGUGAUUUUAGAACUUAUUAAAACUCAAUUAAUUCCAUGACAGGGUUCACCUGCGCCCGAGCACGCCCGAUCCAGCUGACGACCCGUGUUACAGUCAGCAUUCUCACGCUGCUGUUGCGAAAACUCUUACCCAAGAAUCUCUUUCCACAUUUAGGACCCUCUUUGCACCGGCACGUACACAAACAUGUGUGUGUGUGUGUAUGUCCCAUUUUCACAUUAAAAGCACAUUAAGACGACUGGCUUAUUUGUAAGAUAUCCUGGAGGGAACGCAAGCAACGGGCACUCGAUGGAAGCAAAUUUAUUUCACGCAUCAUAAAUUUCACAUACGUUUUUCUACUUAUUUUUUCUUGCGUUGCUUCUUUUUUUCCCCUUUUCUACAUGAAAAGAAGUUUUUUGUUUGUUUUCUUAUUAAGUCAUCAAAACUCUUUCAAACAUAUUAAAGCUCAUCGUGUCAUCUAGAAUUCAAAGUUCACGAAAUCCGUGAAAUAGAAGAAAACGGAUGUAUGAAAACUAUUAUUAUAAUUUUAAAAAUAAAAGCAACACAAACAAAAACUUAUCAAUCAUCAAGCUAAGAGCUAUGCGAUCUAUUCUAUCGCUCAUGGUGAGAGUUAAUAAAUAAUAGCAUAAAUAAGAAGGUAAAAAAAUACAGAAGAUCACACAAGAAUGUUGAUGUCUUCCGUGCUAAAUCAGAAACCGCAAAAUAGCAAAAAUAAAUCAAACACAACAAACAAACAAACAAACAAACAAACAAACAAACAAAGUACAUAAAUUCACACAGUAACCGCCGUAACUGAAGUAGCAAAAUUUGUUAAACCCUUGUAACCCCCCGAUGGAUGGCAAGCAGUGCGUGAUACAUAAAGCAAAUCUUGAUUGUCGUUUCCAAGCAAAAAACACCCCUAUAUAUCUAUAAUCGAACAUUGUUCCGUUUGUUUGUGGCGUUACCUACCCACAGAGGAGAAACGCAAACGAAGGAAAACAAAAAGAACAAAUCCAUAAGCAGUUAUUAAACAUUACGUGAGUCGGGCAGGAUAUAACAUUUCAUCAUUGAAAGUACUAUUGUAAACAGUUACUUAUAAUACAUUAACCAUUAACACAACUUAUCAUAGUUUAAUGAUGUAAAUAGAACGAUUGUAAGCAACACUGUUUCAGGCCGCUAACAAAAAAGGGGAUGGCAAGGGCACAUCGCACUGUGUCCGCUAGUCCGGAGAGGUUUCUCGGGGAAGAGAAAGCAGAUUUUACACAAACGUUUUAUAAAGAUCGAGAUGAGAUGAGCGUUUUGCCACAAUUGCUUUGUUGUUUUCUGUGUACUGUUCGGUUUUUAGAACAUGGUAAAAGUUAAAAGGGAGAGAGUAGCAUUUACAGAUACAACAAACAAUCAUCAAUACGCUUAAACAAGAUAAGCAAAGGAAGAAAUAAACAACAAAAAUUUGAUAAUAUACUCUCUGACGAGCGUGCACACACAAGCUUGUAUAGGAGAAGCAUUUAAGUUUCAUGAAAUUUGCACUAUUUUACAAAUAGCGUGCGUUUUUGAAAUUAAACGACACGCCAGCCACAUACGCACACAACAAGUGUUGCAGCAGUCAAGCAAAAGUUAAGUCUUUUAACUUAAUGCAAAAAACGUUUCUUUCCAUUUGCAAAAGGCUUUGUGUAAAAGAGAGAAGAAGAAAAAAGAGACAAAAACGAGUGAAAAUGCUUCAAAUGCUCGAUAUCAAACACAUAAAUCAAAGCAAAUCGUUAAAAAUCUUAUCUUAACAACAAAUUUACGAUCCUCUAGCAUAAUAACACACGUAUUAAUGUGCUGCUUGAUUGACGUGCAACACAACAGUGAGGUGAAGCAAAAAACCAAAACCAGAACAACAAACUAAAGGGAAAUAAAACAAACUAAAAUAAGUUCAACGGUACGGAACGAUACGGGAACGACACACCUACAUACAGACAUACAACACAAAUAGUCAAAUCUAUCUACCAUCUCAUUGAGUAAUAAAACUAACAAGACAAUAAAUAAUUUAAUGCUAGCAUUACCAAUUACGAGGUGUCAAUGAGAUGAGCCACGGGUCCGUGACGGUUGACAAGAAGCGAGUGAAAAGAUGGAGAGCGGGCUAGAAAGAUAAACAUCAGCAAGAUGGGGCAUGUGGAUGUGGAUGGAAGGAAGUGGCCACAGUGCAAAGCGCAAAAGAUAGUUAAAUGAAAGUACUUAAACGAUCUAUAUAUAGCCUACCGAUGAAAUAAAACAAAAGUAUUCAUAAGAAAAUGUAAACUAUAA
Molecule: messenger RNA, 7069 nt
Organism: Anopheles arabiensis
Lineage: Eukaryota; Metazoa; Arthropoda; Insecta; Diptera; Culicidae
Gene: DIP-lambda
Product: protein amalgam
Exons: 10
Coding region: 1130-2596 (488 amino acids)
Cellular component (GO): neuron projection
Source: RefSeq, a predicted model, not a curated record